AUGCCACUAAACUCAACAAUCGCGUAUCUUCGUGAUGUCACUGAUGAAAUUCGUUUUAUCUUUGGUCUAUUCAACUUAGUUGUCGGUCUCAUUAGUAAUUUAUCUUUGAUCAUCAUUUUAACAAAUCUUAAAAUCUUUCGUAAAACUCCUUCGAGUUUUUAUCUAGUCGCUGAAUCCUACUCAAACAUUGGAUUAUUGAUCUUUGUUUGUUCGUCAUAUAUUUCAGCUAAUAUCUUCCGCGUUGAUCCAACUAUCGUUUCACUGCAAUGGUGUAAGUUUCGUUAUGGUUUCAAUCAAGUAUUUGGUUUGUGUUCAUUGUUCAUAAUAUGUUUCACAACAAUCGAUCAGUAUUUCUCCACCAAUCAUCGUUAUGCCAUUCGUCAACUGAGCACUAUGAAAUGUGCAUAUUUAUUUCUCAUCAUAGCCCUACUUCUUUCGUCAUCUCAUGGAAUUUUGUUCUAUAUCUAUGCUUUGAUUGAUCAAUCCUCAUUUGGCUGUUCAAUCUAUGAUGCAAUGAUGAAGAAGUACUUGUCUUAUUUCUACUUUCCCGUGUUGAGUAAUGCGUUGCCAAUUCUCAUCACAAUGACAUUUAGUUUGUUAUCUUAUCGGAAUGUUCGUCGAAUAGUUCGAAGACAAAUUCCGAUUCGACGACGACGAUUAGAUCAACAAUUGACAUCCAUGAUCCUGAUUCGAGUUGUAUCAAUGAUUUUCUUUGGUUUGCCUUAUAUCAUCACUUCGUUAUAUCGAUUGAAUAUUCCUGUUGGCGAUAAUACUCUGACAACAGCUGUUGCAGCGCUUCUCACAGCAUUAGGUUAUUCAUUGCUAUACGCAAACUUCUCCAUCAACUUUUAUUUGUUCUUAAUAGUUUCAGUUCGAUUUCGCUGUCAAGUGAAACAUUUUAUUCGAAAAGUAUCGCAUGAUUUUUACCAUGUAUUACGCGCGCCAAGUCACAUCGAAUUCAGAAAUAAUCAAGUUGUGCCACAUGCACUUGUAAGAAACACUCUAACUGGUGAACUCACAAACGAAAAAACGUUCCAAUAACGAAUACUUCGGUGUAAUUUUUUUAUGUAAUUCAAAUGAAGUCUCAUGAACACAAGAGAAUCUUUUUAUAUUUUGAAAUGCUUCUAUUGAUUAUGGAGUUAAAGAAUGAAGAAUAAUUUUCAAAAAAUGCCCUACACUUAUAUCACAAUUCAAAGUGACGAAGAAAUCUUUAUCAUGCUCUUAGAAAUAAAAUUACCGCUAAAUAUUCAAUAUCUUUAUAUUAAGAGCUUCGCAAGGUUUGGAUUUAUUUCCUCAUUUGGCAAUUCUAAUUCGCCUGAAGCUUCCCUGUAGUGAUUUUGACAAUUAAAUAGAAAACUAUAGAAAAAAGUUAAGCUCAUAUUGUUAUACAUUUUCUUAUCUAAAAUCUAUUGAAAAGAUGCGAACAAAUCUUUAGUUUUCUUUUGUUUAUUCUUCAUUUCGAUAAUUGUGAACUGGAUGGACGUGCUGCGAUGGCCGAGUGGUUAAGGCGUCUGACUAGAAUCAUGAAAAUGACUGUUAGUGAUCAGAUGGGUUC
Adineta ricciae is the source of this 1555-nucleotide messenger RNA. The record is from the annotation of a GenBank genome assembly. NCBI's taxonomy places the organism in Eukaryota, Metazoa, Rotifera, Eurotatoria, Adinetida, Adinetidae.